Paramecium pentaurelia is the source of this 999-nucleotide messenger RNA. The record is from the annotation of a GenBank genome assembly. Lineage: Eukaryota; Ciliophora; Oligohymenophorea; Peniculida; Parameciidae.
AUGGGUAAUUGCUGCUCAUACUAAAAUCCACCAACAUAUCUUAGUAACCAUAAUACACCUGAUCAUUUAAGUGUUGAGGAGAGUCUUCAAUAAUUAAUUAAUGCCAUCACUCCUCGAGUAUAUGAAACUUAAGAAUAAUUUAUUAUUUUGAAUCCAUUAAUCUUGGCUACUAUGGAAAAAUUGAAGAAGAUUGUUGUAAAAGAUUCUCCUCAUUUCAAAAUGUAAGACUUAAUUUCUAUAAAUGGAAAUAAGAAAGGAUGUUAUGUAAUAAUUAUAUACAUCUUAAGAGAUUAAAAAAUGGGACAUUAUACUCUGGAGAUUGGCUAGAUGAUAUGAGACAUGGUUAUGGCAAGGCUUUGAAUUUAGAUGGAAGUUAUUAUGAAGGAUUUUUCAAAUAGGAUUAAUAUUAUGGCAUUGGUAGAUUAAUAUUUCAUGAUGGCGAUUAUUAUGAAGGAGAAUUUGAAAACAAUCUUUUUAAUGGGUCUGGUAUAUAUAGUUCUACCUUUUAUUAUGAAGGCGAAUGGAAUAAUGGAGAAAAACAUGGUUAAGGUAAAGAAAUAUGGCCAAAUGGUAUCAUAUAUCAAGGAGAAUUUAGAAAAGGUUAAAAAGAAGGAUAAGGCAAGAUGAUCUUUAAUGAUAACUCUUAUUAUGAAGGGGAAUUUCUUAGAGACACUUUUAACAGUAUGUGUAAUUCCUUUAAUCUAAGAUAAGGGAACAUUCUUUUGGAAUGAUAGUAAGAAAUAUGUUGGUGAAUGGAGAGAUGGAGUCAAAGAAGGCCAAGGGUAAAUGAUUUGGCCUACUGGUUAGGAGUACAAAGGAGAAUUCUUAUAAGAUGAAUUCGAAGGAUAAGGAUAAAUGACAUAUCCAGAUGGAAAGGUUUUCAUUGGAUAUUGGAGAUCAAGUAGAUAGAAUGGUGAUGGUGCAGUCUAUAAAAAUGGAUAACUUUAUAAGAAAGGAAUUUGGAAUAUGGGUACUAUGAUAAAAGAAAUUAAAAAAUGA